Coprinopsis cinerea okayama7#130 is the source of this 1308-nucleotide messenger RNA. RefSeq lists its product as hypothetical. The transcript has a single exon. The record is from RefSeq and is a predicted model, not a curated record. The coding region runs from base 1 to 816 and encodes 271 amino acids. Lineage: Eukaryota; Fungi; Basidiomycota; Agaricomycetes; Agaricales; Psathyrellaceae.
AUGGGUGCUUUGAAGAGAACCGAGUCCUGCCUUUCACUCCUCGACCUUGUCGAGUCUAACCAACAACCAUCACGCCCACCACCGACCCCUACUAAGGAUGCGGCUGCUAUCCCCUAUACACGUUCACUCCAGUACCAGGCCGACCAACGCGCUGCUCGCCGCAAGCUGAACACAAGUAAACAGGCGGGGGACAGCUCGAUUGCAUUCCCUGCUCCCCCUGCCGUGCCACCACGCCGAAUCCCCUCGCAGCAAUCACAAUCUCCAGCACCACGCCCCUCUUCCAACACCCGCUCAUCACGCUCUCGGAACAUCAACACUGUUGUGAUCUCCAACGCGUCCUCCUCAACGCGGCGGAAUGUUCCACCAUCAAAGGUCAUCCUACCGUCAGCCAAGAAUCUACAUGCCGUGGCUGUCUAUUCGACACAGCGAACGUCAUCGCCUUUGGCCCCUGUGCAGACUGUGCUCCCUGAUCGACCCAUAUUCCCCCGGUCAAGAACGGAACCUGACCUCUACAAGAAAGCCCUCAUCGGAAGGAUGAAGACUACGGACCAAGGCAGACGGGUAUUGCGAAUGGGCCCGCGACUGGCAAUCUCAGUGUGGAUGGCGACGCAAGAUUUGGAGAAGAUGGUGCAGGAUACGAUACAGCGGGAGCGGGACCUUGACAUCAUCAUGGGUGACUCGCAGGAUGCACCUGAGCCAACCCCGUGUCCGGUCCCUGCCCGCAACGAGUCCCAACCGGCGCCACCAGUGCUUACCAACUCAUGGGUUGUCGUCAAACCCAGCGAAGAUUGGGAGAUGGUCGACUGCUCGGCUUGAUUGACUCGACCAUCGUGAUGUCGCGCUUAACCUUGUGAAAGGGUGCGACCUAUCGAAGCGCCUCCAUACUCGCCGCGACUGGUCUCGAUCCGAACCCCUCGCUCGUUUCAUGAUUUCAACGACCUUUCUCGCACUCCGCUAUCUAACUUAUCGUCUCCACACACUUCGCUUUUCUUUCUCCUGUUCUCACUUUACCCUGGAAACGGUUGUACCAUUAUCUUUCGCCAUUCGCUUUGUUGUUGUACAAGCAGCUGUUGUGUUUCUAUCCUGUUGUUUGUGGACGGACGGUUUCUCUGUUGUAUCGCCUCUGAUUUUUUGAUCCACCGAUUGUUGGAUUUUCAUGGAUCCAUCGCCCUUUGCUACUCUAUUGGCUACCUUUAGCAUGCAUAUGUACUUCUAUCCGCACAUCACCAUCAACCAUCUUUCUUCGAGUUCAUCCCUACUCUAUACAUGUAGCUCUUCCGGAUAGUUUCGCUUUUGUUUCAUCUCUCC